Molecule: messenger RNA, 1811 nt
Organism: Zea mays
Lineage: Eukaryota; Viridiplantae; Streptophyta; Magnoliopsida; Poales; Poaceae
Exons: 5
Coding region: 204-1463 (419 amino acids)
Biological process (GO): mitochondrial ATP transmembrane transport; mitochondrial ADP transmembrane transport
Cellular component (GO): mitochondrial inner membrane
Molecular function (GO): ATP:ADP antiporter activity
Source: RefSeq, a predicted model, not a curated record
GGCGUUUUGGACUUUUCACUCUUCCAGCAAUCCAAACCCUGGGUCUUCUAUACCGUGCCUCAUCUAGUCAUCUCGUCUCAGGUUGCGGCCGAACCAGAGCCCCGUCCCAACUCCACCACCUCUCUUCUCUACGGCGCGAGCAAGGGCGGCGCCGGCCGCGGCGUCGGCGGGAACCGGGCCUCGCUCUCCCCAUCUCUCCGGAUAUGCUGUUAUACUUACAAGUGGUUAACUGCUCAUACUCCUUUUAUGAUACCAUGAGUAAAGUUUCCGUUCCACUUAGCUUGGGGAAAAUCGAUCUAGAUCACUUCUGUCCUGUGAAAAUGGCGGAUGAACUACGCUCAACGUCUGUGGGUCAGAAGUUCCAUGGGCAGUCCGUGCUGUUGAGCAGAAUCUCUUCCUAUUCCGCCAUGAACAACCCUGUAUUCAACAAUGCCUAUUCUGCUUACAAUGUGCCCCAGAGGUCAUAUCAUGGGAUGAAUGCAACUGCUGGACUCUCAUCUGUCAUGGCACCAUCUCCUGUCUUUGCUUCUGCCCCAAAAGAGAAAGGCUUUUCUGGAUUUAUGAUCGACUUUAUGAUGGGUGGAGUUUCUGCUGCUGUCUCCAAGACAGCUGCAGCUCCGAUUGAGCGUGUCAAGCUUUUGAUUCAGAACCAGGAUGAAAUGCUCAAGACUGGCAGGCUUUCUGAACCGUACAAGGGUAUUGGGGACUGCUUUGGCCGGACAAUCAGAGAUGAGGGUUUUGUCUCACUGUGGAGAGGAAACACAGCUAAUGUCAUCCGUUACUUCCCCACACAGGCAUUGAACUUUGCGUUCAAGGAUCACUUCAAGCGCAUGUUCAACUUUAAGAAGGACAAGGAUGGGUACUGGAAGUGGUUUGCUGGAAAUCUGGCUUCUGGUGGAGCUGCUGGUGCUUGCUCUCUAUUCUUUGUCUAUUCUCUGGACUACGCCCGUACGCGUUUGGCCAAUGAUGCCAAGGCUGCAAAGAAGGGUGGUGAGAGGCAGUUCAAUGGACUCGUUGAUGUUUACCGCAAGACCCUUGCCAGUGAUGGUAUUCGUGGCCUCUACCGUGGAUUCAAUAUCUCUUGUGUGGGGAUCAUUGUGUACCGAGGUCUUUACUUUGGUAUGUAUGAUUCCCUGAAGCCAGUGCUUCUUGUUGGUACCCUGCAGGAUAACUUCUUGGCCAGCUUCUUGCUCGGGUGGGGUAUAACCAUUGGUGCUGGCCUUGCCUCCUACCCCAUUGACACUGUUCGCCGUCGCAUGAUGAUGACAUCUGGUGAGGCCGUCAAGUACAACAGCUCCUUGGACGCUUUCAAGCAGAUUGUCGCAAAGGAGGGUACCAAGUCCCUCUUCAAGGGUGCUGGCGCAAACAUCCUCCGCGCUGUAGCUGGUGCUGGUGUCCUUGCUGGGUACGACAAGCUCCAGGUGGUUGUCUUCGGCAAGAAGUACGGGUCUGGUGGUGGCUAAGGAUGUAUAAUGAUGAUGACGACGAACAACAAACAUGAUGUUUUAGGUGCCUCCUUUAAGUAAACAUACGUACGGACCCUCGACACCAUUUUAAGUUCGCUCUCGCAGAGGCUGGUGAGUUUGUAGCGUGGCUGUGACCGCACCUCUUUUUAUGUCAGAGAUUGGAAAUAAGUGACGUUAGAAAUUGCUGUCUUGCUGCAUCAGUUUUUUAUACUCCGUUUUUUGUUUUGCGCGUGCAAAGGGUUGCUCGAAUGUAUCUAUGUAGGUUUCGGAAUCACAGCUUACUAUGUUUGAUGAAGGUGUAUGUUCUGUGACCUUUGGCAGCAUCACUUCAUCUGUCUAGCGCUA